CUACUUUCAUUCGCUUCUUCUGUGUGUGUACAUACAUAUCAUAUAUAUAUCUCUCUCUAUAAACACACACAGAGAGAGAGAUUCAUUCAUAGAGGGAGAGAGAGAGAUGGGUACCGUGAGUCCAAGCUCAACAGGGGUGAAUGAAGGAGAUGCAAAGACUGAAGAACACAAAGAGCUUGAUGCCGGUGCUCUUUUUGUUCUUAAAUCAAAAGGAUCAUGGAUGCACUGUGGAUACCACUUGACGACGUCAAUUGUUGCUCCUCCACUGUUAAGUCUGCCAUUUGCUUUCACUUUUUUGGGAUGGACGGCGGGAGUUUUAAGCCUCGUAGUCGGAGCUGCCGUCACCUUUUAUUCUUACAACUUGUUAUCUCUGGUUCUUGAACACCAUGCUCAAUUGGGUCAUCGUCAUCUUCGAUUUAGAGACAUGGCAACCCACAUUCUAGGGCGGAGAUGGGGUCGGUAUUAUGUUGGGCCAAUUCAGUUCAUGGUCUGCUACGGUGCUGUUAUUGCUUCCACCCUCUUAGGAGGACAAUGCAUGAAGGCCAUUUACUUAUUAUCACAGCCCCAAGGAGACAUGAAGCUUUAUGAAUUUGUUGUGGUAUUUGGAUGUUUUAUGUUGAUUCUAGCCCAGAUCCCAUCUUUCCACUCCUUGAGACACAUCAACUUCAUUUCACUGCUUCUAUGCCUUGCUUACAGCACCUGCUCAACUGCUGCCUCCAUUUUUAUAGGAAAUUCUUCCAAUGCCCCGCCAAAGGAUUAUACCAUAAAUGGCAAUACUGAAGGUCGUGUUUUUGGGAUAUUCAACGCCAUUGCUAUCAUUGCCACAACAUUUGGAAAUGGAAUCAUUCCAGAAAUUCAGGAGAAAAUUAUCACGUAUGGGCAAUAAAGAUGGAGACUCCACCGAAGGAGCACUAGUAGCUAUACAAAGCAGAAGCAAAAAUCAAGGCAGAAGAAGAGGAGGAAGAAGAAAUCAAGAUGAUCAAGUCACAUGAUCAAGACAAAAUUCAAACAAACACAACAAUAAGCAAGAAAAGGGAUUACAAAACUGCAGAAUAUGUACUCGCAAUAACCACCUAGAACAAGACUGCUGGUAUAAAGGGAAGAACCCGAUCAAGUGUAAUUACUGCAAGAAGGCAGACACGUCAAAAAGGUAUACUAAUGGAAGAAAAAAUAUGAAGGGAACACAGCUGCUUCUUCUACUCAAAGCAGUCUCAACAAGAAGUAAACUAUACCGAAGAAACCGAAAGAGAUGAGCAGAUGUUUAUGGCACUCAGCGAGCAAUCAGAGGAAGUUGACACUCACUAGAUAAUUGACAGUGGUUGUACAAGCCACAUGUGCAAAAACAAAAGAAUAUUUUCUAAUCUUAACAAGGAUACAAAACUCAACAUAACUCUAGGUGAUGGAAACGCAUUAAGAGCAUAAGGAAAAGGAAGCAUUGCAGUAACCACGAGCUAAAGAAAAGAGUCAUACCUGACGUCCUGUAUAUGCCUGGCCUGAGGUAAAAUCUGUUAAGUGUGAGCCAAAUAAUCAGAAGGGGAUACACCGUGGUCUUCAAGGAAAAUUCAUACUCCAUAAAAGACUCACAUGGAUAUAAAAUUGCGAACAUUCCAAUGAUCAACAGAAGCUUCACCUUGAAGCUGCAAGGAGCUGAAGAAAAACUAAGGUGCGCUACUCAAAACGACACCAUUCUAUGGCAUCAAAGAUUUGGACAUGUACAUCUUGAAGCCCUCAAGAAGAUGAACUUAUUAAAAUUGAGUCUAGAUCUCCCUGAAAUCAUAGGAGAAAACUGGAUAUGCCAAAUCUGCCAACUUGGGAAGAUGCACAGACAACCCUUCCCUUCAAAGUCUUCUUGGAGAGCAAAUACCAAGCUUGAAUUGAUCCACAAAGACAUCUGUGGUCUUAUGAGCACAGAGUCACUAAGAAAUAAUAGGUAUUUCAUCCUGUUUAUUGAUGAUCACUCCACAAUGACAUGGAUCUACUUCAUAAAAACAAAGAAUGAAGCUCUGGAAAAAUUCAAGGAGUUCAAAGCUGAAACAGAAGCAGAAAAUGGAAUGAAGCUGAAGUGUUUGAGGUCAGAUAAUGGUCUGGAGUUCACUUCAAUAGAGUUCAAGGA
Molecule: messenger RNA, 2113 nt
Organism: Carica papaya (papaya)
Lineage: Eukaryota; Viridiplantae; Streptophyta; Magnoliopsida; Brassicales; Caricaceae
Source: RefSeq, a predicted model, not a curated record